Molecule: messenger RNA, 1336 nt
Organism: Ceraceosorus guamensis
Lineage: Eukaryota; Fungi; Basidiomycota; Exobasidiomycetes; Ceraceosorales; Ceraceosoraceae
Product: succinyl-CoA synthetase-like protein
Exons: 6
Coding region: 152-1183 (343 amino acids)
Biological process (GO): tricarboxylic acid cycle
Cellular component (GO): succinate-CoA ligase complex (ADP-forming); mitochondrion
Molecular function (GO): succinate-CoA ligase (ADP-forming) activity; succinate-CoA ligase (GDP-forming) activity
Source: RefSeq, a predicted model, not a curated record
CUCGCGACUGUGGGAGGCACAGCAUUACCAGGGACAUUUAAAGGCAGUCCCGUCGCGCAUUGUCGAGGCAUCCACAUCACCACCAUCAUCAUCAUCCGCAAGGCGCGUGCCCGUCUGUUACUCUCCGUAUGGCCUGGAUGCUUACAUCGCGAUGGCGUCGUAUCGCUCCACAAUACCGCAUUUGGGCUUGACGUCCACGUCGAGGAUUCUCGUGCAAAAUUUGACGGGUCGAUCAGCUACCAUGCAUGCUCGCCUCUCCAUCGCUAACCGCACCAACAUUGUUGCCGGCACGACGAGCGCCAAGAACAUUGCCAAAUUCAGCCAAGGUGUCACGGGAGGAGCGGUGACACAUCCAGAGCUCAAAAUUCCCCUCCAUACUACCGUUCGCGACGCCAUUGCUGCGCACAAAGAAGAGACUGGCAAUCACAACUACGACGCCACAGCUGUGUUUGUGCCGCCCCAAGGGGCAGCUGAUGCGAUUCUGGAAGCCAUAGAGAAUGAGAUUCCCUUGAUCGUCAGUGUGGCCGAGGGGAUUCCCACCAGAGAUCAGUUCCGGGUCAUGGCCGCCUUGCACUCGCAAUCGAAGUCCCGCUUGGUGGGAGCCAAUUCGCCCGGCUACACCUGCGCAUAUGGUCCUCGUUUGGGAAUCGCUCCAGUCGCUGCCGCUCUACCCGGCUGUAUCGGCAUCGCUGCACGCUCCGGUACGCUCUCCUAUGAGGCAAUGGGUGCAACCAAAGACAUUGGAAUUGGGCAAAGCUACAUUCUUGGACUGGGCGGCGAUCUCUAUCCGGGCACCCGCAUGGAUGAGGCACUGGAAUUUUUGCUGUCCGACCCCACCACAAGCGGAAUCGUCUUGCUUGGAGAAGUUGGUGGGACGAUGGAAGAGGACGUCGCCUCAUACCUGCAUUCUCUAAGGCCGGAGCAAAGGGGCCAUAAGCCAAUUGUCGGGUUCAUAGCUGGCAGAGGUGUGCCGCAGGGUCUCAGAAAUUAUGGUCAUGCAGGCGCAUUCUGGACAGACAACGCGGGAGAUGCUGACAGCAAGAGGCGAAUGUGGAAAGAUGCUGGCAUCAUCGUGGUGGAUCGGGUUGGCGACACCGCUACAGCAGUGCGUGACGAGUUGUGCAGAUUGAGGCAACUUCCGGACGAGGUGAACUACGAGCUCAGAACCGGCAAGAAGAGAUAGGAGGACGAGUAAGUCUUCCCGCCAAGCACAAGUGUCGACAUGCCGCACAAGGUUUCUCUUAAUGUCAAAUCUCAUGCUCAGCAACGAUGACGUGACGCUCAAAGAGCCAAGAGCGAUGAGAUUUGCGACAUGGGCGGUGUGAAAUGACACAAG